Molecule: messenger RNA, 1080 nt
Organism: Lagopus muta (rock ptarmigan)
Lineage: Eukaryota; Metazoa; Chordata; Aves; Galliformes; Phasianidae
Gene: TERF2IP
Product: TERF2 interacting protein
Exons: 3
Coding region: 24-1010 (328 amino acids)
Biological process (GO): telomere maintenance via telomere lengthening; regulation of DNA-templated transcription
Cellular component (GO): shelterin complex
Molecular function (GO): telomeric repeat DNA binding
Source: RefSeq, a predicted model, not a curated record
GCGCUUGCGUGGAGAGCGCGGAAAUGGCGGUACCCCCGCGGAAAGUGUUCGUGUGGGAGGACGGCACCCCCAUGCGCUUCUACAUACGGCCCGGGAUGGCCAAACUGCGCCUGGCGCCGCUGCUGCUGGCGGGGGGCGCGGGGCUGUGCCGCGUACAGGAGCCGGGCGCCGUGCACCUGGUGCAGCCUGGGGAGCCAGCGCCUGAUGGGGCCGUCUCCACCGAGUACGUGAUGGCGUGCGUGGAGAGCCAGCGGAGGCUGCCGCUGGACCGCUACUGGCACAGCGGCCCCGCGCCGCCAGCCGCCUCUCCGCGCGGCCGUCUCCCCUUCACUGAGGCGGAGGAUGUAGCGCUGCUGCGGGCCGUGCGCGAGCGGAGCGGGGCGCGGGUGAGCGGCACGGCGCUCUGGAAGGAACUGGAGUGCGCUGGGCUGACGCGGCACAGCUGGCAGGCCAUGCGCGACCGCUACCUGCGGCACCUGCGGCCGCUGCACCGGGAGCCCCGGCAGACGGAGGAGGCCGCGGCACCGAUGGGCAUUUUCGAGGCAGCGAAUCGGGAGUUUGAGAGCUCCGAGUCAGGAAGUGACACCACAGACACUCCAGAUGAACUUCCUAUGCAAAAUGGAGGAGGAAUGUUUCCAGGUGACACAGCGUCUGGGCAGAAAACUGGACUGGGGAACUGUGCUGUCCCUGCUGCUCAAGAAGAAAAUAAACGAACAAACGUUUGUCCUGGUUCCAGCAAGGCUGAAGAAGCAGCACAAAUUAUUCAGCACUUCAUGGAGGAGUUCCACAUGGACCUGCUCUCUGUUACACAGGCCUUUCUGAAAAACAGUGGUGAAGUGGAGGCUACUUCAUACUAUUUGCAUGCAGGGCAGCGCCUGGAUGGAUACCCUGUGUGGAGCAGAGAGGACGACUUAGAAUUGCAGAAGGAUGAUGAAGAUGUCAGAAGUAAAUUGAUAGCAAAAUUUGGAGCUGAAAAUGUAGCAAGGCGAGUAGCAUUUAGGAAAAGUUAAAAUAACAAAGUAGAGUAAAAUGACUGAUCUAGGAUCUGUGGCAAUAAUUUGCUUGUUUUUUUUUUUUUUU